AUGGAAAGCGAAAAAACCCUCUCGUCGGAAGAAACAUAUCUCAUUCAUCGGAGUAACAAGAAGAUAAAACGGAAAGCGAUGGGCAACCAGCGGGAAGAUGGUGAUGAGGAAACUACAGAAUCGAUGGAUACGGAUUAUACAAUAGUGUCAACCGAAGAGGAAGAAGAUGAAAGUUGUCCAACAAUCUUGCUGACCAAAGAGGAGAAGAAAAGGCUUCAUAUGCCUUGGACAAACUCCUUAAUUAUCAAGCUAUUUGAUAAAAGACUGAGUUACGCAGUUCUCAUUAGGAGAUUGAGGCUAAUGUGGAGCCUUACAGGGGAAAUCGCUCUCACUGAUGUUGGAUGUGCGUAUUAUGUGGUCCGAUUUACAUCAAUGGCAGAUUAUGAGUUCGUUCUAACACAGGGUCCAUGGAUGAUUGGAGAUAGCUAUCUCACCAUUCGAAAGUGGAUACCAAAUUUUUUCCCUGAUGAGGAACCAAUCAAAACUUUGACGGCGUGGGUAAGAAUCCCUAAUCUUUCCGUUGAGUACUUUGAUAGAAACUUCCUUCACCACAUAGGAAAGAAAAUCGGUAGAGUCGUUCGAAUCGAUAAAAACACUGAAUCGAUGGAUCGUGGCCAGUAUAUUAGAUUUUGUAUCGAGGUUGACCUUUCAAAGCCGCUGUUAUCUAAAUUCAGACUCAAUGGAAGGGUUUGGAGGAUCCAGUAUGAAGGACUGCGACAAAUAUGCUUCAAGUGUGGACACUUAGGUCACAAAGAUGCUGAGUGCCCUAAAUUUAGAAGUGCAGAAGAAGAAGAGGGUACUUUACUCAAGAAAGGAAAUACAGGCCAGGUUGAGGGUCAGUCGUUAGAAAAGAGACCCGAAGAACUAAACCAGUAUGGGACCGCAAAUUUGAUGGUGCACGUAGAUCUACGUGCAGGCCCCUGCACCAUCCACGCGUUGGUAUGGGACAUGGAUGAUGGUCCAACGAACCCCAAGAAGAGUCAACAACAAGGCAAAAGGAGUCCAGAAUAG
This is a messenger RNA of Spinacia oleracea (spinach), 1011 nucleotides long. RefSeq lists its product as uncharacterized. The record is from RefSeq and is a predicted model, not a curated record. The coding region runs from base 1 to 1011 and encodes 336 amino acids. Lineage: Eukaryota; Viridiplantae; Streptophyta; Magnoliopsida; Caryophyllales; Amaranthaceae. The transcript has 3 exons. Gene Ontology annotation, molecular function: nucleic acid binding; zinc ion binding.